Messenger RNA from Sporothrix schenckii 1099-18, 2049 nucleotides. RefSeq lists its product as uncharacterized. The record is from RefSeq and is a predicted model, not a curated record. NCBI's taxonomy places the organism in Eukaryota, Fungi, Ascomycota, Sordariomycetes, Ophiostomatales, Ophiostomataceae. Gene Ontology annotation, biological process: endoplasmic reticulum unfolded protein response. The transcript is spliced from 2 exons. The coding region runs from base 1 to 2049 and encodes 682 amino acids.
AUGGAAGACCCAGGCCCUCCCGCAGGCUACGGAGACCUGACGGUCUCCGUCCGCCUGAUCUCGCCCGCGCAGGAUCUCACUGAUUUCCCAGACCUCUCUAAUUUGCCCGUGUCGACCACCGUUGGCCAGAUCAAGAUCUUGAUUGGGAACGAGUUGACCUUUCGCAACCGGUCGCCCGCAGGUAUGCGGGUUAUUUACCGUGGCCGGCUACUGGAUAUGGAUGAAAAGACGCUCGCGGAUGUGUUUGGUAUCUCCACGAUCCAAGAGACCAGACUGCAAGUCCUCCAUCUUGUUUUGCGGGACAACGGCGCCAGCGCGAACGUGAACCCUGCGCCCAUUCCAAACGUUAGGAUGGCCAAUCCUUUUGCUCCGAGAACCGUUCCCGGUGCACCCCCGACUCUGCCUCCGCUAUCUGCUUACCAAAACCAUCGACCACAGGGGUCUCAUGUACCCACUGCUUUCGCCGCAACGCACCAGCGAAUCGACCAACAUCCCGGGCAAUAUCCCACAGUACACCACGGGCCACAAUUCGGUCAGGCCCAACAGACACAGCAGACCUCGGGCCAGUUAGGGGGUGUGCGUCUCGUUCGCGACGUGCAGCAAGAACUCCAAUCGAGAGGCGGACAAAUGGAGGAGUGGCAAAUGCAGCAGGUUUUGCGUCUGCAGCAAAGACACCAAGAGCUCACCCAGCGCUAUCCACGGCGACAAGAGGGGCUGCAUAUGGCGGAGACCACCAGACAGCAGGGAACACAGGCGCAGGCCUAUACCACCGGGGCAACUCAAGGAUAUGUGCAAAACACUGCCCGGCCCAACGUCUAUGUGUUGGAGUCGCCAACUGGUCCGCGUGCAGUUGUUGUCAGUGGUGUUCGGGACGCGCCCCGACAGAGCAUAGUAUAUGCGGAUGUGGAUACUAUACGCCGAGAAAACCAAAAUUUGCUGGCGGAACUUAUCCAACAGCAAAACCGACAAAUUCAGCAGCAGAGACAGAGCUACGAAUCCCUGAUGCGACAAAAUAUGCAGAGCGUGGCGGUUCUACAGCACUUGCGCCAGCUCCAAUUGCAAAGCGACCAGAUGAAUGAAGAGCAAGCUGCCGCCCAGCAGAGAGCAACACAGGGUCAGGCAGGCCAGCUGGACCCAACAGUUGAGGCUGGCCAACAACAACAACAGCAGCAGCAGCAGCAGCAGAUGCCGAAUCUAGACGCAAACCACCACCAAGGACUGGGCCUACAACCAAACAACCCUGGAGCUGGUUUCCUGGCAGCCAUGUGGCCCCAUGUUUGGCUGCUUACUCGCCUGGUGUUGUUUGUAUGGUGGUUCACAAACCCCGAUGCCAGCUGGACCCGCUGGAUCAUGGUGAUCCUUAUUGCAACGGCCGUCUUCAUCUACAACACGGGUGUGCUUGACGGCCUUGCUGACCAGAUCUGGACGCCCAUCCGUGCCCACCUCGACGGUCUUGUCAACCCUCAAAACACAAAUGGCCAGGCUGGUGCACAGAAUGAGGCCGACGCUCAAAACGCCGCGGUCCCUACUGGUGAGGCGAAUGCUGCUGUCGACCGUGCUGGCGACGUUCCGCCCGCACCUCCCCCUAUUGGCCGUGCCGGUGGACGCGACCCCGACCCUGCCGAGGUGGCGGCGCGGCUGGUAGCACAGCGCCAGAUUAACAACGGCCAGCGUCUGCGGGAUUUUGCACAGCGGCUGGAGCGCAUUGGAGUAAUGUUCCUUGCCAGCCUGGCUCCUGGCAUCGCCGAGCGGCACGUGGCUCUUGCGGAGGAGCGCGAGAGAGAGGAGCGCCGCCGUGCCCAAGAAGCAGCGGAGGCAGCGAUUGCAGCGGCAGCAGAAGCACAAGCUCAAGCAGAAGCUGCGGCGGCGGCGGCGGCUACAGCAGUAGAAGAGGGAGUGAAGAACACCAGCGACGAGAAUGCAGAGACUGGCCAAGGUGCCCAGGAGGUGGAGCCCAGCUUGGAGGACGAAACUGCAGCCGUCGAUGCGCAGUGGCAGAUUGAGCAGCAGCAGCAGGUUGAGCGGGAUGCGGUGGCCGGUGUGCAAUAG